AGGAUGAACAACGUCAGCCUGGAUCUUCUGCAGCUGGAGGGGUUAAAGGUCAGCCCCGGGGCCUCUGUUCCUGCCUUCGUCCUGCUCCUCCUCAUCUACGUCUUCAUCAUGGUGUCUAACCUGGGCCUGGUGCUGCUGAUCUGCACCGAGCCGAGCCUCCACCAGCCCAUGUACCUGCUCUUCUGCAACAUGAGCAUCAACGACGCGUUCGGAGCCACCGUGGUCAUCCCUCGGCUGCUGAGCGGCGUCUUCCUCCCGGGUUCGGACCGAUACAUUUCUUACGUGGACUGCGCGGUUCAGGCGUUCUGCGCUCACCUCCACGCGAGCGCCACUCACACCGUGCUGAUGAUCAUGGCCUUCGACCGCUACGUGGCCAUCUGCAACCCGCUGCGGUACGCCGCCAUCAUGACCAACAAGAUGCUGGUGAAUCUGUCGGUGUCGGCGUGGACGGUUUCUCUCCUCCUGGUGGCCGUGCUCGUGGGCCUCAGCGUCCGGCUGUCGCGCUGCAGGCGGAUCAUAUUCAACCCGUUCUGUGACAACGCCUCCUUGUUCAAACUGUCCUGUGAAAGUGUCCUCAUCAACAACAUCUACGGCCUCGGCUACACCGUGGUCCUGCUGGGCUCCUCCCUCGGCAGCGUCACGCUCACCUACCUGAGGAUCGCCAUGGUGUGUCUGAGCAGCAGGAACAAGGGGCUGAACCACCGGGCGCUGCAGACCUGCGCCUCCCACCUCGCCCUCUACAUCAUCAUGUUUGUCUCCGGCUCCAUCAUCAUCAUCCUCCAUCGUUUCCCCAGCCUGUCCGACCACAGGAAGCUGGCCUCCAUCAUGUUCCACGUGGUUCCUCCCGCCAUGAACGCCGUCAUCUACGGACUGCAGAUCAAAACGGUCCGAGAGAAAAUCAGCAUCCUGUUCACAAAGAAAAACCACAGACCUCAAGGUUGA
Limanda limanda (common dab) is the source of this 942-nucleotide messenger RNA. RefSeq names its product putative gustatory receptor clone PTE03. Gene Ontology annotation, biological process: G protein-coupled receptor signaling pathway. The transcript has a single exon. Lineage: Eukaryota; Metazoa; Chordata; Actinopteri; Pleuronectiformes; Pleuronectidae. Bases 4 to 942 code for a protein of 312 amino acids. The record is from RefSeq and is a predicted model, not a curated record. Gene Ontology annotation, molecular function: olfactory receptor activity. Gene Ontology annotation, cellular component: membrane.